Messenger RNA from Fusarium fujikuroi IMI 58289, 603 nucleotides. RefSeq lists its product as uncharacterized. Bases 1 to 603 code for a protein of 200 amino acids. The record is from RefSeq and is a predicted model, not a curated record. The transcript has a single exon. NCBI's taxonomy places the organism in Eukaryota, Fungi, Ascomycota, Sordariomycetes, Hypocreales, Nectriaceae.
AUGUCUUCCAACCCACAAGCUGGAGUGCGGAUCACACUUUACCAGGCCCCUUCCGAUCCCCACGACAUUUUGAGGGCCAAAGAUGAGAUCAUUGCCAAGUUGACAGCGCGCAUCACCCAGCUGAAUGCAGACAAGGAAGACCUUCAAGCUCAAAUCAUGCAACGGGACAAGGAAACCGCCAUACUACAGAAUUUUACCCAUGAACAAGCAAUUGGUAUCCGCGACCUCAAUUCUAAGAUCGGCCGGCAAGGUAAACAAAUCAAAGAUCUCAUGUAUGAGCAAAGUGUCUCCUACAGCACCAUCGAUGACAAAACGCAUGAGAUUGGUGAGUUGAAAGCCCAGGUCUCGAAACAGGAAAGGGAGCUCCAGGAUCAGGGCAGAGAGAUCGAAGACUUGGAGGCUCAAAUAGCCAUUUUUCAAAGGGUCAUCGAUGACGAUAAUAUCUCUACAAGUUCUAACUCUUCCGGCACGGAUUAUGACUUGAUGGAUCUCUCGAGCAAUGAAGAGGAAGAAGAGCAGGACAUCGAUCCAGACAACGACAUCUCUUCCACUACAGACAAUAAUGUCUUGGACAACUCCAGUGGCCGAUAUCGAGUCAGAUAA